Paracoccidioides lutzii Pb01 is the source of this 1308-nucleotide messenger RNA. RefSeq lists its product as hypothetical. The transcript has 3 exons. The record is from RefSeq and is a predicted model, not a curated record. Bases 1 to 1308 code for a protein of 435 amino acids.
AUGGAUUUCACCUCGCCUACAGCUAGUAGUUUGGGAUCCCCUAAUGCCUCCAAUCCAGCUCCCCAGGCUCAGUCUCAGAUCCACAGACGUCGCCUCAAUCGCGAGGAGCGAAAAGAUAUCCUCGUCAUGCGGCGGUUGGGCUAUACAUACCGAGCCAUAGCAGAGUAUCUCCAUGUCUCUCACCGUGCGGUUCAAUAUACUUGUGAAUCAAAUACAUGCGAUCCUAAAAAGCGACCCGGCCGGAAUAGCAAGCUGUCCACGAAGCAGGUGGAUGACAUUGAAAACUUUCUAACAGCCUCCAAGGAAAACCAGAGCCUCUCGUAUAAGAAGAUAAUUGAGGCUCUGGACCUUGACGUCAAGCAGGAUUGUCUGCGGCGAGCUCUACAGAAGCGUGGGUAUGUUCGACAGGUUACCUCCGUACCAAGUUGUCAAUCUAACAAACGUAGUCAGCUUAUAUGGGCGAUAUAUAAAGGCCCGAACACUAGGCCGAAAGAGCCCCCCAGCACAUCUGCGUCCGCCGCUCAGCUCUCUAUGAUGGAACAGUCACCUUCCGCUGAACUGGAGACGCAGGUAACCCAUCACCAGUCUGAAACUGCCAUGGCCAAUCACCAUUCUCCCAUUAAUAGGUAUACUCCUGCCACCGUUCAAUAUCAAAGCUUUCAACCAAUUGGCCCCGAAUUAAAUACUGUUCCACCUCAACUUCAUCCAAACCCAUACCAGCAGCCCAUACCUCCCCAAUUGCGGCAUAUUUCAUACAACCAUAUUUCAUCCCCUCAUCUCCACCACUAUCGUCAACCCGUGUCACUUGAUUGGCGUUCAACCCCUCCUCAGUACGAUCCAGGACCUUUCCAUCAUCAUUCCUUGUCAACCGGAUCUCCUCAGCUUCACUCGCUUAAUGAAUAUCACUCGAUUUUCUCCAGUAAAUUGCAAUCUCCUCUACCCGAAUAUCGUCAAGCUUUAUCCGAGUAUUGUCCCAGCUUGAUUGACCGCCGUUCCGUCCCUAUCCAAACCCCACCUCCACUUCCCUCUCCGCACUUCGAAUCCAUCCUCAUGGAGCCUCAGCACCGUAAUCUCAGCCGCAGCGUGUCUCCAGGCCUAUGCCAAACAACAGGACAGGCUCCCAUAACCAAAUGGCAAGUUCCGUUCCGUUCCAUCUUAGAGGCAUCAAGUCUUGCAGGCACGUCACGCAAAUCCAGCGGAUACUCGACACCGCUUACGAUACCAGAUGAUCGUAGUGACUAUUAUCGAUUUGCGGCGAGCGAUCCUCCAGAUACUGCCGGGAUCGAGCAUGAGUCGAGGAUACGGUAG